ACAUCGCUAGUAAUUUUGUGAUAAUGUUUAUUCGGAAAUUGUUAAGUGUACGCUCCCAUUGCCUUCUACGACGUUGGGCCAGCACGGAUCCGCUCAGUUUUCAGAACGAGAAGCUGCAAGGCUAUCUGGAGUCGCUGCGUCAGGAAUACUACGCGCUGCGGGUGAGCGCAGCCGGCAAUAGCAAGGAAUAUGCACGUCUUUCCCGGCUCGAUGGCGUUGUUAAUUCGCUGGAGAAGCACCGAGCAUUGCAGCGUAACAUCACAUCAGAUCAGGAGUUGGCCGCUGAGAAGGAUGAGGACAUGAGGACUUUGAUGCAGGAGGAAAAUAACGUGUACACAGAUUUGUUGCGCAAACAGGAGGAUGCAAUGCUGCAGGAACUGCUAACACUCGCCGACGAUGAAGUAUAUCCGGCGCUGAUCUUUGAGGUGAAUGCCGGCGCUGGUGGACAAGAGGCCAUGCUAUUUGCCCAGGAGCUGUACGACAUGUACACUGGAUAUUUUGAGCACAUGGGCUGGGAGUACGAAGAGUUUGCCCACGAGACGACUGACAUUGGUGGCCUACGGCAUGCCAAUCUGCUGGUCCACGAUCCUGAUGCCUACAAUUGGCUGCGCUACGAGGCGGGAGUGCACCGGGUGCAACGUGUGCCGGCCACGGAGAAAUCUGGACGCAUCCACACCAGCACUGCUUCCAUUACGGUCAUUCCCCGACCCGCCGAUGUGCACGUGCAUAUUGCCGAGAAAGAUCUCAAGAUUGAGACAAAGCGGGCGAGUGGAGCAGGUGGACAACAUGUGAAUACCACAGAUUCAGCGGUACGCAUUGUGCACCUACCCACGGGCAUGGCUGUUGAGGCGCAGUCGGAACGUUCACAACUAAAGAACCGCGAGUUGGCCAUCAAGCGUCUCCAGGCGAAGCUCAUGCAACAGCAGCUGGAGAGUGCCGAGGCGAGUACACAGGCGACCCGCAAGGCGCAACAGGGCAACCUCAAUCGCAAUGAGAAGAUUCGCACCUACAAUUUUGUGCAGGAUCGCGUAACGGAUCAUCGGGUGCAACAGGGCGGCACACUGCACAAUCUGAGUGGCUUCCUGGAGGGCGGACAGCAGCUCAGCGGGCUCAUCGAACGUCUGCAGUUGGAACAGCGCAGGAGCAAGCUGGUGGAGCUGCUGGAGACGUGGCAGCCUCCACAACAAGCAGCCGAUAAAAACUAAAUGAGUGCUCAGCGAUUAUUAAUUAAAAUCUAAUUAAUUAUGA
This is a messenger RNA of Drosophila innubila, 1248 nucleotides long. It is a transcript of the gene mRF1, whose product is annotated as peptide chain release factor 1-like, mitochondrial. The transcript has a single exon. NCBI's taxonomy places the organism in Eukaryota, Metazoa, Arthropoda, Insecta, Diptera, Drosophilidae. The record is from RefSeq and is a predicted model, not a curated record. Bases 24 to 1205 code for a protein of 393 amino acids. Gene Ontology annotation, molecular function: translation release factor activity. Gene Ontology annotation, biological process: translational termination.